Molecule: messenger RNA, 1209 nt
Organism: Dalotia coriaria
Lineage: Eukaryota; Metazoa; Arthropoda; Insecta; Coleoptera; Staphylinidae
Gene: arg
Product: arginase
Exons: 1
Coding region: 100-1155 (351 amino acids)
Cellular component (GO): cytosol; nucleus; cytoplasm
Molecular function (GO): arginase activity; manganese ion binding
Source: RefSeq, a predicted model, not a curated record
UACUGUUUAAUAAAUCUUAUCAAGCUGACCCUAGUUUUAUGGGAAAAAUAUCUCUCAAACAAUCAUCUGCGACUUAAUAAACCCACGAAUAUAUAAGAAAUGGCACUGUGUAGUAAACACUUCAUGCUAAAAAACAUGUGGAGUAACAUGUUGUUUCACGGUUUUCGACGAUGGUAUAGUCAAUAUACAACAAGUAAAAAUUGCAAACUAGGAAUUCUUGGAAUUCCGUGUGAAUCCGGCCAAGAUAAAUUAGGUCCAGGUCAAGGACCUGCGGCAUUUCGAAAAGCGGGACUGGUAAACAAGUUGAAAACCUUUGGUAACAUUGAUGUGAAGGAUUAUGGCGACGUCAAUAUAUCAAGUGUGCAACACGUGUCAAAUAUCACCAACUGCAAACAAUUUGAAUCCUGCAUACAAACGGCAAAGGCUACGUCCAAAACUAUCCUUGAUAUUUUGAGCGAAGGUAAAGUAUGUUGCACCCUUGGUGGAGACCAUUUCAUUGCAUUGGGGACAGUACAUGGUCACAUGCUCGCUUUCAACAACGUAGCAUUGCUGUGGAUUGAUGCGCAUGCUGACAUAAACAUCAACACCACAUCUAAUUCAGGAAAUAUGCAUGGUAUGCCAGUUUCUCUGCUGACAACUGAAACAAGAAAAUAUUGGCCCAAACUUCCAGCACUCGAAUGGUUGCAAAAAUCGAUACCAGCUAAGAACCUUGCUUAUAUCGGACUUAGAAGCGUGGACAUCUAUGAGCGACUAAUCAUUGACAAGCUGGGAAUUACUGCGUUCGGAAUUAGUGAUGUUGAAAAGUACGGAAUCGAUACUGUUGUCACAAUGGCGUUGAAUCAAAUAAACCCGCGAGGUGAGCGAUCGUUGCAUGUGAGUUUUGAUAUUGAUUCAUUGGAACCCAUGGAGGCACCAAGUACUGGAACGCCUGUAAGAGGCGGGUUGUCCCUGCGAGAAGGUAUUCAUAUCAUGGAGACUGUCAACGAGCACGGAUGUUUAAGGGUAUUAGAUGUAGUAGAAGUAAAUCCACUGAUUGGAAAAAAGGAAGACGUCGAACGCACAGUGGAAGCUGCAAUUGAAAUUAUUAAAGCUGCAUUCAUAGGAAAAAGAGAAGGUGUAAGAGACGAAACAAUAUUAAAAAUACCUACUGUUUGAACAAUCUACCAAAUAUUACUUUAAAAUAAUAAAAAGAAACAGCACACAAUUACA